AAUAAAUAUGGAGGUCGAUGUGAAAGAACAACAGGUUGUCAAAUCUUUAAAUGAUCGUCGUGAUUACAGGUAUGUAAUGCCAAUUUCUAUCGUGUAUUUUCUUUGGGUUACUAAAGUGAUUGUUUAUUGUUUCUUUAAAAUGUCAUGCAGUAAUUUAAUGCAUCUUUGAGAAAUCCUUUUAGGACAGCACACCCUGCCAGUGCUGCCACUGCCACACGUGUUUAUAAAAUUUAUUGACUUAUUGUCAAUUAUUCGGUUUAUAUAAUUGCUUCACGGCUAAAGGUCCGACAACGCUUUAAAAGCUAACACUAAACUACUAAAGCCAACUCUAACCCUGAAAACUAACCCUAAUGGCCUAUUGGCCUAACCCAUAGCUUGAUUGGGUUCUGAUACCCAUCAGCUCAAGAUCUUCGGUGGAAAGCAUAGCCACUUGGCGUGGCACAAAGGAGUUUUUGGUGUUGAAAAAUUAAAAUGCAGUAGAUUGGCGGGCUGGCGGACUGUGUGUGUUUAAGAAAUUGUGUGCUUUUGGCGGUUUUUCUAAAGUUGUAAUUUUCCUGGCGUAAAUCUUUGGUGGGCGAAAAUGGAGAAAUCCAAUCAGGACCCAUAGUGGAAAGUAUGCUUUGGCUGCCGCAGGAGACUGCCGCAGUUGACAAGACCUGAUGCAUUCUAUCCUGUCGCAAUGCCAAUAAUAUGCUGCCGCAGGUAAAAAAAUUCAAAUGACUACACACAAUACCGCUGACCACUAAACAGUAAACAUUGAAGCCAUCACUCUUAAAAAAAGACAUGCUAUUAAAAUCAACACAGUUUUAUUGUCGAAUAAUUAAUAAUACAUCUUGAGAUGUGUUGGAAGGGUGGGUUGACUACAAAAUUUUUGUAGUUUGCUAUAACUACAACUACUUCAAAAAUAUGUAGUCAGCUACAACUAAUGCUGCUUUUGAACAAAGGUAGUUUGCUACUGACUACAGCUACUGCUUAAAAAAUGUAGCGAACUGUUUCGCUGCGCUAUAUUUUUAAAUUUUACUGUAUUUGGAGCAUCUAGUAACUCAAGCUGUAAUGUAAUCUAUAUGGCUAUAACAAAUCGACUUAUGAGUAGCAACAGUAAACACAAAGCAACAUUUUUGUAAGCACUACAGUGUUCAAAAGUGUAAAUUGAUUAUUGAGCAUUGAUUUUAAGCAAACUGUGUUUUUGCAAAUUUUAAAAAGUAGCGAAUAGCGAUUUGCUGUUUGAAAAGUAGUCAACUACUUUGGCUACUUUUAGGCAGAAUGUAGUUCACUAUAGCUACAGCUACUGUUUUCAAGAACUAGUCAAAAACUAUACUGGCUACUUGAAAAUUGUAGUUUGCUACAGUAGCGAACUAGUGAUAACUACUUCGCUACUACCCACCCUUGAUGUGUUGAUACAACACACCACUGGCGUGUCACCCAAAUUGUGCCGCAAGUAUUUUCUAAAAUAUUUCUGCCGCACUAUCAAUUUUACAGUUUUUCUGCUGCAAGAUUUUGCCGCAUCAGCAGUUUUUGGCCUUUGCCUGCCAUGGGAGAUCUCCUGUUAAAGUGCCCAACUUUCCACUAUUGACCCUAACAGGCCUAUAACCUAACCUAUUAAACCUAACCUAACCCAAAAGGGUAAAAACCACGAAGAAAAAAAAAUUAGUAAAAUAGACGCUUCGAUCUGCGAACUAGCUCAUACAAUGCGGGUGCCUAAACUAUAACACUACGGAGGAUUUGCUUGAAAUUAAAUUAAAUUUGCACGCUUUUAUUUUUAACGAGUUUUAAUGAUUAUGGAAAUGUCGGACCUAUAACCACUUUCUUAUAUAAACGUACGUAACCUACAGUAUGUAGGUGUUGUGUUAUUUGUCUGGUCACUGAAAACCUAGAGCUUUGGCUAAUACAGUAAAUAACCAGGGAUUAUUUCAGAAUAAAACCUGAAACUUGCCCACACAUAUCAACUAUCAUGAUCUUAACUGAUCAGGCCACUUAUUUGCAGGUCAAUCCUGGAACAAGCACAUAUACCACUUAACCACUCGACUACCUUGGAAUAUUAACAGUUCAUUAUCUACUGUUUCAAUUAUUACUGUUCAAAUUAUGUAAACAAAGCCUACGCAUGAGUAGAACCGGCUUGAAAACCACUUUAGACUUGAAUGCCAGUUGCAGUUUCUCCCAGCCUGCCCUGUGUGGAUAUACACCCAGAGUGACAUAAAAAAACAAUUAGUUUUUACCUGCUCACAUGAAUUACAUUUUAAAUCUUUGAUAUUUUCAAAUUAGAGUACUAAAGCUGGACAAUGGUUUAACUGCAUUAUUGAUAUCAGAUACAUUGAAGAAAAACAAGAGGAACAGUCAAACAACACCUGACCAACAGAUAAGUGGAACAGAUAAUGAGGAAAUUUUGAAUGAAGGUGACAGUGAUGGUGACAGUGAAAUGGAUGGUGAUGCCAGUGAAACUUAUGAUGAUAGUGACCAUGAUGAUGGUGAUGAAAGUGAUGGUGAUGAUGGUGAUGAAAGUGAUAGUGAUGAUGUUGGUGAACAUGGUGGUGAUGCCCAUGGUGAUAAGACAAAAGAUGAAGAAGACAUUAGAUCUUCUAAGAGAAUGUCCAUCAGAAGAGAAACGAAACUGGUGAGUAUUUUGAAAUGGCUGAAUGGUAACAGCCAGGACAAGUCAGUCUUGAAAUUUAUUAGGCAGCAAAACAUCAGGAAAAAUUUCUUUGUGACUGUGCAGAUUAGUAGUGGUUGCUUUUAAUGUAUUUGACAGGUCAAUUGACAUAUAAUUAUAAUUUAUAGGCAGCCGGUGCUCUCUGUGUUGGAGUUGGAAGUUUUAGUGAUCCAGAAGAAUUACCUGGUCUUGCUCAUUUCCUAGAACACAGUAAGUUCAUGUGCACAUGUUUAUUUGUUUUUUUGCCUGAUCUAACAAUGUGGUUAUAUUCAACCAACAGUGGUGUUCAUGGGAAGUGCAAAGUAUCCAGAUGAAAAUGCAUUUGAUGCAUUCAUCAAGAAACACGGAGGGAGUACAAAUGCUUUCACAGAUUGUCAAAGAGUAAGUAUGUUCCAACACUAUUCAGAAUAUUGGUGUUAAGACUACCAUGUAACUGUGCACACUAUAUGUUACUGGUGACAAUCGCACAUACUAUGAAUCAAUACAGCCUGUCAUAGGGAGUGAUGAGUCUAACUGAGCUCUGAAGCAGUCUGCAGUAGUGGCUAGGGUGGCAUGUCAUCCAGGGGGUUUGAAACCAAAAUUUGUUGAAGGAUGGAUGAGCACCUUGUGAGCUGUCAGCCAACGUACAGUUGUUGUUAGUCUGACACCAGUUCUAGCCAGCAUUGUUUCUGAGACCGUCUACUGUAUUCUACAUUCACAAUGUUGAUCAGUUCAAAACUUUGCUCCAAGGGAUGCUGCCUUGCGUUCAGGGGCGAAACUUGGGGUAUGGGGGAGAGGGUGUGGCACCCCCUCCCAAAUACGAAUCAUCCCGAUUGGCAGGGCAAUCGAAGAUUAUGAUAGAAUGUAGAGUUAUUAGGCAACUUAUUACAGCUAGCAAACAAUAAGCAGUUCGUAUGCAUGCAUGUACAUUGGCAUCGGCAGUUCAAUUAUACACGUAGUGUAGUGAUGUAUUGUAUUAGCGCCGGCGCUUCAGGGCAUCAUUGGUUUUGGCAGAGCAUCAUUGGUUUUGGCAGGGCAUCAUUGGUUUUGGUAGGACAAUGCUGCUAGACACCCCCUUGGCCCUAAUUAAAAGGGGCUAGUUUCGCCCUUGCUUGCGUUGCACAGCCUCACACAGUUUAGUUCUUCAUUUGAUGUGUUUAAUUUUUUUUAAUCUAGUAACUUAAGGCCAAAGAAAAAGUAUUCUGUUUUUGGUCAGCGUAGCGCGCACGCGUCCUCUUUGACUAUGCGCGUCAACGUUUUUUUUCAUAAAAAUACCUGAACAUUUAAUAUUAUUCUAUAAUAGUUCUCAUUAAAGGGGCAGUAUGAUCAAAAUUUUUAAUUUCUUAAACGAAAGUGCACGUAAAACUGUAUAAUAACUUGUUUUGAAGAUUUUUGUUCCCAUGCUUAGUUCUUGAGAUAUUUCAUUUUGUUUGUAACCAUGUGACGUCAUUUACUCAAUUACAUAUGUAAUGAUAUAUCAGUAAUUGUUGUGUAUCUUUGCUAUUUUUAUCAAAAUAUUUCGCGUGGCGCGUUUGUUAAUUUAACCUGCAUCAUUAAGCAUACUGUGUUUUUUAACAAAUCGAUCAAAAAUAGCAAAGAUACACAACAAUUACUGAUAUCCCAUUAUAUAUGUAAUUGAGUAAAUGACAUCACAUGGUUACAAGCAAAAGAAAUAUCUGAAGAACUAAGCAUGAGAACAAAAAUCUUCAAAACAAGUUAUUAUACAGUUUUACGAGCAUUUUCGUUUAAGCUUUGGUUUAAGAGAAUAAAAAUUUUGAUCAUACUGCCCCUUUAAACAUGUAAACUUGGUGACAGUUUAACUUUAAGCAUAAAAAAAUAAUGUAUGCACUUAUAAAAAUAGGUACGCGCUGCGUACAUGUGGGUAGCCUGCAUUAAUUGUUGUUAAAGCUGGAGUAAUACGCGCAACAAAAUUGCUGCAACAAAAUUGCUGCAACAAAAUUUCUGCAACAAAAUCUGAUUUCAACGCAUUUUAAAGUAGAAAUGCUGACAAAACAUUUCAAUUGCAAUUUUGUUGCCCAUAUUAGUAUAUUACUCCACAUUAAUUGCUAUUGUCAAAUUCCGAAUUUACUGAAUGAAAGUAUUAAGUAAAUUGAACACAGUUCAAAUAUUACACACACAUUUAAUCACAUACUGAACAUCAGAUAUGAUAAAAAUACGUAAACGACUGUUACGUGCAUUUUUCAAUAAGCAUGAACAGAUAUAAGAAGUUGCAUAGUAUUUUAAUGUGUCAAAAAUAAUUUGCACACUGAACAGACAGAACAGUACAAGAUGUAUACGAAACAAAAUACUUCAGACGCCGAAAUACAGACAGUACGAAAAACACUUAAGACAAGAACAGUUCUUGUUCAAGGACAGCAUGCAUCAAAGACAAAGGAUCAAGUUUACAGGCUGCGUAUAUACAAUUUUCGUGAAGUUUGAGUUUCAAGGAUAGUCCAUGCAAAGAUCUAAGGACGAUGUUUUCCGGCGGAAUUGAAAAAGAUCAACAUAUUCUUUAUUUAGUGAUGAUUGAAUUAAUUAAACAACGACAUAAUCGAUUCCAUAAUCAUAUAUAUUCGUAAUGACAUUCAACUUGCUUUCAAUAUUCGACAAAUAUAUCCCAAAGACUUCGUGCGCUAAUAUUCCACUGCCUAAUCCUUGUGUAAACCGUGCUUGGCUUUCUAUUUGCCUUAAUUUACACAUUCGACUAACCCGAUUCGAAUGACACUGGCCUUACAAACAUUAUGUAAGCAACGACAUACUCGAUUCUAUAUACCAUUAUAUGUUCGUCAACAUUCCUUCGAUAUAGACUAACGUAAAUAUGUCCAAUCGUCGCGCGCUAUAUCAUUAAUUACUAUAUUUUUAUAAUACGUAUAAAAUGUUUGAUCAUGAAACCACGGUAUCAAACUGAUAUGUCGUGUUUAAAUAUGACAUUACACGAUAUAAAACAGAUUCCGUGCGCUAAUAUUAACCCCAAUGACCCUUGUACAAGCUGUGAUUAUAAAAACAACGACAUAUUCAAUUCUAUAUGCGUUGGAAAUGACUAUCGACCUGACAAAACAUAUUACAAUAAAGACUUUACUAAGAAUUUAUACACAUCGCUGUACAGUAUGAGCGUUAGUGAACUUAGCCUAUGGUCUAUAGACGGUUCGUAUUUCAAGGAUAAAAGGAACCGCGCAGCAGGACACCGCGGACACGAAGGCUACAGAGCCACAGAGCCACGGAAGAUCGCGCUUCAGUCUCUCACAUAGUGGUUAACUGCGCAUGCGCGGCUACCCACAAAAACUAGAAAUGUACUCACUAUAUUAGUUCUGAAAAAAGCUUUCUUUUGGAAAACGUCAAUUUUGGACAGACAAACUGAUCAGAAACAAUACUUUUCCCCCAAACUCUUUUGAAACGUUAGGUUUCUUAACGCGUUUUUUGUGUUUUGCGUGUUUUGUUCCAUUAAUUUGCUGCAAUGUAAUUAAGCGGCUGUAAUGUAUAUUUUACAAUAUACAGUAGGCCUAUUUGCAUAUUUGCAUGCAAAGUGACGUACAGUGUACUUUUAGGAAGGGUGUAUUGAUUGAAAUUUAUUCUUAUAAAUUAUUCAUUUUCAGACAGUUUUCAAAUUUGAAGUCCGUCCCAAAUACUUGAAAGAAUCUUUGGACAGGUAUCAUGACUUGCGUUGAUAUUUAAUGAUUGUUGUAUUGCUAUAACACUGAUAAAUAUUACUUUACAAACGUUUACUAUAUACUGUCAUUUUGAUUUAGGUUUGCCCAGUUCUUUGUUUCUCCAUUGAUGAAAAAAGGCAGUAUGGAACGUGAAAUUAAAGCAGUGGAUAGUGGUAACUAUGUUAUUUUCUGCAUCUAUUUCUGUGAGCACUGCUGUUAAAGGAGUUUUAAUGCAUUAUUUUAAAUGAAAAUUGCUACUUAUAGAAUUUAGAAUGAGCUAUCAAGAUGACAAUUCAAGAAAAAUGCAACUUUUUGGUAGUCUGACAACUGAAGCUGGUCAUCCGUUUGGAAAAUUUCUUUGGGGUUAGUUGUUUUUCAUUCCAUUGUGAUAUAUCAAGCUAUUAAAUAAAAAGAUUGCGGAUAAAAAUCCUUAACAUGUGCGUGAAUGGAUGCCCAACGAACCGGACUCCAUUUAUAGUACUUUGCCCGACGAACUGGAAAUUGAAUGCCGAUUUACACCUUAGCUGUAGAACAAAGUAACGCUAUUUAUGCCUAAAGUACAUACUGUGAGGCAUAUGCUAGGGGUUUGUACUCUUCAAAAUCCAUAGUAGAGAGUAUGAGCAAGACAACGAAUUACGACGACGAAUUACGUACAAUCUUCUCCCGUCUGCGCAUUAUCUUGCGCAUAGUGAGUUUCCCACACUCAAUCUUACAGAACACCGCGGAAAAACGUCUGCGCAUGCACCAAAUUAUGAAAAUAUGGCUUGGAAUUUGAAUAUCAAUUUCUGAAACAAAAACAUGCUUAUUAAUUGGUCAAAAAUUAGUAAAACAAACGAGAAAAUAUAGCAAAUGGGUAGACUAGACAUUAAUUGAAAGCGUCCUGGCAUUUAAAGUAUGGAAUGAAAUAUAAUUCAUGUAAAAAAAUGUUGAUUUUAACGGACACGACUUCGAAAAUUUUUACAAAAUUAUUCAAAACAAAAAUUCAAACUAAAAAGUUAAGAAAACUCUCGAAAAGUUAAGCUUCUUAACCCACUCAAAUUGUAGAAUAAAUCCUAAAGUUUAAUUAUUGUGAACACGCAAAUUUUUUAUAUUUGGCGACACAGUUUUUUUUAAAGAAAUGUAUCUCAAACGAAAAUUCGGAAAUUGUCAUUGCUUAGUUGAUAAACAAAAUGUUUCAGACGAUAAAUUUGUCAACAAUCACCUUUAGUUCAUGUUUUUGUACAAUACAAUUUCUUUAACCUUCUGGCUGUAUUUCUAGUUUUUAGAAUGACAUGUUUAUUUUUGCGCUUGAAAUCUGGCUGUAAAGACGCACAAUGAAGUCACUCCUUUUUACCGCCAUUUUGAGCCUUCGAAAACGUUCGGAACAGCUUCUCAUCAAGUUCGCAAUACUAUUACAGGUAAGGUUGACGCAUGCGCAGACGUUUUUCCGCUGUGUUAGUAAGUCAAGACUAUUUUAUUGAUUUUUAUUCUAAAAGACCUAAAACUGUCUAAAAGACCUAAAAGAUAGUAAGAUUUUAAAUUCUUGUACAUUCUAGGAAAUGAAGAAUCACUAAGUACAAACCCUCAAAAGUGGGUAAGAAAAUAAACUAAAUAUCUAUACUACUGUAGUCACACGUAUCGUAUACUACACGCAUCAUGUCCUCGAAGACAUUUCCAAAUUUCAAAAUCCGCCAUUUUGGGGCUACUGUAUGUCUUCCUUCGUCAAAGAAUCUAGGAAAAUCAAACCAGAAUGAAACCAGAAUUGUCAAUUGUACUUAAGAAUCGGCCAAAUGAGUAAGGAGGCGUAUUAAACUGUUUUAAAAAGGAUUUUUCCUGCAUAAUAAUGUCAGUAAGAUUCAGUUUCUCUUGCGUUUUUCUUCAAAGGGAAUUGACAUCAACAACGCUUUACAGUUAUUUUGGAAGAAAAUGUAUUCAUCACAUCAAAUGACAUUGGCUGUCAUUUCUAAUGGUAAUAACUAUAUAAGUUAUACUGUACGUCGGUACUUCGGUAUUUCCUCUAAGUGACAGCGGUUUGUAUAAAUAGGAGAUCGGAAAAAUUACAUGUUCCAUAUACUGUACUAGUUAAUAUAUAUAUUUAGUAUUUUUGCACAACUGAACAUAACAAAUCCUACACGUUGAUUGGUCAAAUUUGACGUAUUAAGUUAGAGUUAUAAACCGAGAAGGAGGUUUAUAAUUGAUAUAUAAUAUAGCCCCCGAGGACGCGCAGCGUCCGAGGGCAAUAUAUCAGUUAUAAACCGACUUUCGAGGUUUAUAACUAACUUAUAUCUCAUUUGUGGAGGUUUUCUAACAUAUUUUGUCAUUUUCAAAAAUUUUGGAUGAAAAAUUCUCGCGUUUUGUCGAAAAGUUUGAUGUAAUUAUUUAUUCAAGGUACAGUAUAUUAGCUAGUUAUAAACCUCGGACGAUCAAAGAAAACCGACACAAAUGAGAUAUAAGCUGCUAUAUUCACCUACUGUACAGGUGAAUAUAACAAAACCGAAAUUUUCAAAAUGGCGGCUAGUUGUUUUAUGGAAGUAAUACUGAUAAAGAAAUAAGCAAAAUUAAAAUAAAUUCAGUCCCCAAAACACAAAAGACUUGUGUAAAAAUACUAAAACAAUCAUUCGCCUCAGGCUCGGUGAUUAUCGGGGAAUAUUCACCUCGACUUCGUCUCGGCGAAAUUUCCCCGAUAAUCACUUCGGCGAAUAAUUGUUAAAUAUAUAGAAGUGAUCACGUGACAAAAAUAAACCAAUCACUCAGAUGGACUUAGUCAAUACAAUGUUAUAAGUACCCUUUUUCCCGAUAAAACAAUGGAAAUGUGCCCGUGUAGUUGUAGGGAAGGCUAGCGAAGAAGCUAGCGAAGAGUUAAGCCAGGCCUGUAACAACAACAUGGCCACGUUAUAUUUAGCUCCGUUGAAAUCAACAUUAUUAAUACUUUUAAUAACUUCUUUGGAAUCGUGGUACGGUUUAAAAUACCCUAGAUCUAUCACAGAACCUUUCAGGGAUGUCGAAACUACAAAUUCAACGGCGCAUCAGCAACUAUUCUUGCCUUUUUCAAAUUCUUUAAUGACAGCGAAGCGAAUGUCGAAUAAAUCGAAGCUUCGAUGCAGACAGUUCAGAUGGCAUAAACAUGGCUAUAUUAGCCUAGCUGUACCCGACUCGGAACCUGUUAUCAAUAUAACCAUAUACAUGGACAUUUCGCUUAAUCCUGGCCCAGAAACUGGGAAUGACACAGUAUGUAAUUUAAGUUUGAACGGAAGAAAGACGGCAUCUUGUAUUCAACCGCAGCAUGCUGUUGGUAGCCGCUUAUCUUUCUCUCCGGACAUGUCGACGAGCUUACGCCGUAACUUGGAGUGUCGUACACACAUGGCUUGCUCCCAAUUCCUGACAGACCUCGAGAAUUCAGGCUUAUUGCAUUGUUAUGGGAAGGCUGGGAGACAACAAGAAAAUAUACUAUCUGAUUAUAAAAAGAACAACAUUGAGACCCUCGUCACGCAUCGACCACCAUGCAAAUCUGCAUAUGCACAGAAUAGAACAGUAAAUGAAAACAACAUAAUAAACAUAACACUGCUCCCUGAUACUCACGCUGCAGAUAUUAACAACAAUAGGAUCGGUGAACUGUUUACACUAUGUGUACUUAAUGCACAGUCACUUAACAACAAGGCUGCUCAAUUUAUCGACUAUGUUGUUGAUUGCAAAGCAGAUAUUGUAUCACUCACUGAAACUUGGUUUACAAACACUGAGUCGGCUACUAGAGUAUUGUGCACGCCAAAUGGAUACAAUCUCCUCGACCACCCCCGCUCUAAUCGUGUAGGUGGUGGGACAGGAAUUUUAUUUAAGGAGAAUAUUACUGUCAAAAAACUGGCUGCUGGCGAACUUCGUUCCUUUGAAUACUCUGAAUGGAGCGUUGUUAAUGGAUCUCGCCGCCUACAUUUAAUAAUUGUGUAUCGACCACCGUACUCAGACGCUCAUCCGGUGACUACAAGUGUAUUUUUCUCCGAGUUUACCAACUUCUUGGAAUCAAUUACCUUUGUCCAACGACCCUCUCCUAAUAACGGGUGA
Molecule: messenger RNA, 10308 nt
Organism: Paramuricea clavata
Lineage: Eukaryota; Metazoa; Cnidaria; Anthozoa; Malacalcyonacea; Plexauridae
Source: the annotation of a GenBank genome assembly